Messenger RNA from Trypanosoma brucei brucei TREU927, 3030 nucleotides. RefSeq lists its product as hypothetical. NCBI's taxonomy places the organism in Eukaryota, Euglenozoa, Kinetoplastea, Trypanosomatida, Trypanosomatidae. Gene Ontology annotation, cellular component: U4/U6 x U5 tri-snRNP complex; catalytic step 2 spliceosome. Gene Ontology annotation, molecular function: protein binding. The coding region runs from base 1 to 3030 and encodes 1009 amino acids. Gene Ontology annotation, biological process: spliceosomal tri-snRNP complex assembly; mRNA splicing, via spliceosome. The record is from RefSeq and is a predicted model, not a curated record. The transcript has a single exon.
AUGAGCGCUGCGGCACCUGUCCUUUCCACUAAGGUGGAUAAAUACGAGCAGGUAUUAGCCAAGUAUGAUUGGCGAUCGCCGUUCCCACCGCGUGGAUACCAAUAUGGUAUCGGCCGUGGUGCAAAGGCAUUCAUCACUUCAGCAGAGUUAAGUGCGACGACGGGCGUCUCUGCCCCGCUGUUGGCGUUAGGUGGUGAGCAGAGUGCCAUGCUUGAUGCGCUUGAUCGUCUCGAGGAGCGCCGUCACAAGCGUAGGAGGGAGGAUGUGAAGGGUGGAGCCACAUCUCGUGAGGGUAAGAAACCAAAACUCUUGCUUUCGAUGGAGGAUAUCGCAACAGUGGGAAGUGGUGCUUCCAAUCAAUCACUGGUGAAACGCAAGGCGCGUACAGAAGAUAUGGACGUUGUGGACGGAUACGCUUUCGAUGAUGAAACUGCCGUGGUGACAGCAAGUGAUCUAUUGCGUGGCAGAGCCCUCGCAGCGAAUCAGACGCUGGAAAAUAUUCUUAACAUGGGCUCUUCAUCGGAGCAAACGACGUGGAUUACACAUUCUCGCGCACUCCGUGAAAUGGGUAUGACAAAGAAGGCUCAACAAACGUUAGUGGAAGGAUCAAGACUAACCGGAAGUAAAGGCCCACUUAUUUGGAAAGAGCAACUCCAGCAUCUUAACGAUCCAGCAGCCCAACGACAGCUGCUAGAGCAGGCUGUAGCAGCAUGCAAAACGUGUGAAGAGCUUUGGUUUUUACUGCUGCAAUACCAACCGCCACACGAACAGCUCCACUGGUUGCAGAAAGCUGUAAUGGCCUGUCCUGCAAGCGAAAGUCUUUGGCUUCGUAUAUUAGGUUAUGUUACUGCACCGCGGGAUCAGAGGAAAAUUAUUCGUAAGGCACUUGAGGUUACUCCUACCCUUCCGUCACUUUGGGCAAUGUUGGCGCGGCUAGAGGACUACGAACGUGGGAAGGCUAUUUUCAAUGCCGCGGCUGCAGAGCAUCCGUCAAUGAAAAUCAUUAUUGAGGGUGCGAAGUUUGAGGAGUUUCAUCUCAGGGGUCAGGUAGGCAGUGAAAAAGAGGGAGGCAACGAGCAGUUACAUAAUGCGAAGAUCCACUCACUGGUGCGACAGGCAGCUCAGCGUUUUCUCCUAAUGGACGAAGAAAAAUCGAGAACCGAGUGGCUUGACGCAGCCCGAGUGGCUGUAUCUGAGCGUUACAUAUUAACUUCUGCGUACAUGCUCUUGCACUUCGUUUGUGAUACGGGAGCGGCAACUCUUACUAUCCCGGUUACAUGGCUUGAGGAUUUGGCGGCCCUUGUUCCUGAUAUGUGGAGGGCACAUGAUGUCCUCUGUGCCGCAUGGGCCACAAUGCUCAUUGGCCGUGAUGCCGCAGUAAAAGGGACAAAUGAAGCAGUGACAGAGAAGGACGUGCAAAUUAUAGGAUUUGCUCUCCGCUCAGCACCCUUCACAUCACUAGAGACUGCGGUUUCUGCUGUGACGAGGUACAUUUCUUCGACUACCGUGUCAUACACGAGCAGAGUAGAAGACGGCAUGAAAAAGGAAGGGAUAAAGGAGGAGGAAGAAGAAGAGGAGUUGGGAAGGCCAGUGGCUACCAUCCAGGCAGCGCCGCCAACCUGUUCAACCUCAGCCACCGCCGCUUCGCAGUGUCUUCCGUUGCCGCUUGUAUCGGUACUACUAUAUACGUUGUUCCGUGCUCCCGCGUUCAACACAAUCGAUGUGAUGCUUUCUGUUGCAAAGGUUUUUUAUGACCAUCACUUCUACGACGGGGCACACCGUGUUUUGAUGCUCGCCAUCACGCGGUAUCCGGUGAAUGCGCUUCUUUUUACAGCUGCGGCGAAGACAAAAAUGGCCAUGGGCUGCCGCAAAGGGGCGGAGGAACUCCUUCUGAAAGGGACGGCCAUAGAUCCGUCUGACUCAGAUAUCGCCUGGGUGAAGUUGGCAGUACACCGCCGCAGUAAUCGUGAGGACAUCGUGCCUCUGCUUGAUGAAGCACUUGUUCACUUUCCCACGUCUGAACGGCUGUGGCUUAUGAGAUUGGAGGCUGAAGGAAUGAAAGCGCAGCAGCUGCUGGAGGACGCUAUGGCGCGCGGUUCCAGUACUGCGCCCACUAUCAAUGGACUGCGUAGGGUAUACGGUAAAGCACUAUCGUCAGAGCACUGCCGACUCUCCCCUACCAUAUGGUGCUACGCGGCAGUGAAGCUAGAGUCCAAUUUGUUUAGUGACGCCGGGGCCGCUAGAGCCCUACUCCUGGAGGGGCUUGUCGUGUGCGAAAAAGGGUGCCAACAUCUUCAUCACAAUGGCAGCACAAAACGGGCUGAGGUGCGUGCGACUUUUGGGCUGGCGAGAUGUCAUGUUGAAUUGCGGCAUGCCGGUAGCGAGACGGCCCUUGAAACCGUGAAGGAGGUGCUUCAGCAACUUCCUAAGGUUGACGGCUGCUUUACGGUUUCGGUGGGGGAACUCGUGGCACUUUCCAUUGACUUGGAAAACCCCGCGACGCGAGGGCGUGCAGCUGCUCAGGCAGUGCAACACUGGCGCGUACGUGACCCCCUUGUGUUUUCAUCGGUUGCAAAGUUGUACCACGCAGCAGGAAGGCAUGAAAAAGCACUGGAGCAAGCAAUGAAGGCAGUCCAAAUGAGUAAGGGUCGCUGUGGCGAUGCUGUGGCACUGUGGCUUAAGCUUGCAUCCAUGUUCACCUACAGGAAGAUAGUUAUGGAAAAGAUGGGGCUUACUGUCAAGGAUGAAUCCAAUGAGGAAGAGACUGCCCUUCAAAAUGGCGUGCUGUUGGCAUGGCUGUGGAAACAGUUAGCAAAUGGCAGUUCUGGCGGAACCUCCGGCAGUGAGGCAAUGGAAGACAUGAAAGGGUCCACAGAAUCCGCAACGCACUCUGAACCACCUAAGCCCAAUUCCGGGCCGCUUUGGAUAUAUGUGUCCAAGUCACGGGACCCCAGUAACGUCACAUUGCUAGGUUUCAGAGAUUCUGUAGAGGUUAUGCUUACGCAAGUCGUGGAAAUGAUCAAAUUGUAA